UAGAAAAAGGUUGCCCAAUGUCGCUGAAUGGAGUAAAAGUUAAUGUUUAUGUUCUUAAAGCUUAAACAUUUUCAGCUAAAUCUGACUCUCUUAAACUCUGGUGAAUUUCCUUUUGCACUUCUUCCCAGAGUGUAGGAUGUGGCAAGAUCAUUCACGGCAGCUGCAAUGAAGCAUCUCUCCAGACUUUUAAAAUCUCUGAGUGCCUCCAAAUUGCCCUGUACAAUUAAAAGUCAACCUUGCAGUGGAUCUCCAGAUUUGGAUUUCUCCGACUAUGAAGCUCUCUACAAGAAUGUGCCCGAACAUUUCAAUUUCGCAAGCGAUGUGCUGGAUAAAUGGAGCCAAAAGGAGAAGGAUGGAAAGAGACCUUCCAAUCCCGCUCUUUGGUGGGUAAGUGGGAAAGGCGAGGAGGUGCGGUGGAGCUUUGAGGAGCUGGCAUUCUUAUCCAAGAAAUCAGCCAACGUCCUCUCCAAAGCCUGCAAUCUGCAGAAGGGAGAUCGAAUCAUCAUCCUCCUCCCCAGGGUGCCUGAGUGGUGGCUGAUAAGUGUGGGCUGCAUCAGAGCAGGUGUCACCUUCAUCCCAGCCACGACACUGUUGACUGCUAAAGACAUCUUGUACCGGCUCCAAAAGUCUCGGGCCAAAUGUAUAGUUACAAACGAUGCCUUGGCUCCAUUGAUCGACUCUGUUGCAUCUGAUUGCCAGUUCCUGAAAACUCGGAUGUUGGUCUCCAAAGGCACCAGCAGAGAAGGAUGGCUAAACUUCCAUGACCUGCUGAAAGCUGCAGGUGAUGAUCACCAGCCUGUUAAAACAAGGAGUGAAGAUCCAAUGAUCAUCUACUUCACCAGUGGAACCACAGGUUAUCCCAAAAUGGUGGAACAUUCCUGCAGCAGUUUGGGGAUUGGACUAGCAAGCACCGGAAGGAACUGGAUGGACCUGAAAGCUUCAGAUUUGAUGUGGGGUUUCUCCGACACAGGCUGGAUCAAAUUUGCCUUCAGCAAUGUGUACCCUACAUGGAUGCUAGGGGCAUGUGUCUUUCAGCAUGGCAUGCUGCAGUUCGAGCCAACAACCGUUCUCAAUACUCUCUCCAAGUAUCCAGUGACGAUAUUCUGUGGCACCCCAACUAUUUUCCGUAUGUUUCUGCAGCACGACGUUAGCAGAUACCAGUUCAAGAGUCUGAGACGAUGCCUGAGUGGUGGGGAGCCAACCAACCUUGAAGUGAUUGAGCAGUGGAAAGCUCAUACCGGAAUAGUAAUCCGUGAAGGCUAUGGGCAGACAGAGACUACCAUACUUUGUUCAACCCCGAAGGAUAUGAAAGUCAAGCCGGGGUUUAUUGGACCAUCAUCUCAUCCCUUUGAUAUCCAGAUAAUAGAUGAACAUUGCAAUCGCCUGCCUCCUGGGGAAGAAGGAGACAUUGCUGUUAAAAUCAAACCCAAAAGGCCCUUGGGUCUCUUCUCUGGCUACGUGGAUGACCCUGAGAAAACAGCCUCGACAGAACGUGGAGACUUCUACAUCACUGGGGACCGAGGGAUCAUGGAUGAAGAUGGCUACAUCCGGUUUGUGGCAAGAGCUGAUGAUGUCAUCUUAUCUGCUGGGUAUCGUAUCGGGCCCUAUGAAGUGGAACAUGCCUUAAUGGAACACCCAGCAGUGGCAGAAUCGGCCGUUGUCAGCAGUCCAGAUCCCAUCAGGGGAGAGGUUGUAAAAGCCUUUAUCGUCCUGUCGCCUGCUUACGAGUCACGAGAGAAAGACCAAUUAAUUUGUGAGCUGCAGGAGCAUGUCAAGAAGACAACAGCUCCCUACAAGUACCCCAGAAAGAUAGAGUUUGUUCAAGACCUGCCCAAGACAAUUUCUGGAAAAAUCCAAAGGAAACAGCUGAGGAAGAAGGAGUGGGAGAAAGCCUAACAGGACUCUGAAACCAGCAUGAAAGGACUGGUUCUUAUUUGUCUCAAUAGUCUCAGAGAUAGAUAGAUAGAUAGAUAGAUAGAUAGAUAGAUAGAUAGAUAGAUGAUAGAUGAUAGAUAGAUAGAUAGAUAGAUAGAUAGAUAGAUAGAUGAUAGAUAUAGAUAGGAGAUGUAAACUGUUUGCCAUCAGGGAAAAUUAGACAUCACCAAUCACCUAUCAGCAUACGGUAACAUUAAAGGGUUUCUGACUAUGCAUGAAGCCUGACGUCAGCGCUUUCCAAAUCACUUCAAGGUUGGAUUACUGUAAUGCACUCUGUGUGGGGCUUCCCUGGCACCUGACCCAGAAACUGCAGCUGGCCCAGAAUUCUGCAGCAUGGCUGCUGACAGGAGUAAAACUCCAUCCGCAUAUGACACCUCUGCUCAGAAAUCUGCUCUGGCUGCCCAUUGGUUACUGCGACAAGUUCAAAGGCGUAUAUUAAGCCCGUAACAGUUUGGAACCAGUUCGUUUGUGAGAUCACCUUACCCCAUACAUGACCACGCAAAUUCCCCCUACACCUAAUCUUUCCUAUCACCUCCUUUAAGUAGAGAUUUCAUUUGUUUGUACCUCCUGCAUGCACAUGUGCCAGUGGCGAACUUUGGGCUUUAAAAUUUCAGCUGCGCUCUGCAAUGCCAAAAUUUAGCACUCCCCAUGCCUUCCAUUGUGCAUCAAUGUUUCAGCGCCCUCUCGACUCGGCACCCAAUGCAGGCGAACCAGUCAUGCUCCCCUAAAUCCGCCUCUUCAUGUGCCCAACUUCUGCGCUGUGAUUCCUUACUGAAUAUACUU
Messenger RNA from Podarcis raffonei (Aeolian wall lizard), 2718 nucleotides. Its product is annotated as acyl-coenzyme A synthetase ACSM3, mitochondrial-like. Gene Ontology annotation, molecular function: fatty acid ligase activity; fatty-acyl-CoA synthase activity. Bases 166 to 1896 code for a protein of 576 amino acids. The record is from RefSeq and is a predicted model, not a curated record. Gene Ontology annotation, biological process: acyl-CoA metabolic process; fatty acid biosynthetic process. Gene Ontology annotation, cellular component: mitochondrial matrix. The transcript is spliced from 14 exons. Lineage: Eukaryota; Metazoa; Chordata; Lepidosauria; Squamata; Lacertidae.